This is a messenger RNA of Gastrolobium bilobum, 1149 nucleotides long. RefSeq lists its product as uncharacterized. The coding region runs from base 376 to 1110 and encodes 244 amino acids. The transcript is spliced from 10 exons. The record is from RefSeq and is a predicted model, not a curated record. NCBI's taxonomy places the organism in Eukaryota, Viridiplantae, Streptophyta, Magnoliopsida, Fabales, Fabaceae.
GUGACACAUAUACUCAUUCCUAGAGGCCCCCGUUUUCAUUCUUCCUUAGACGGUCAAGCUCAAACUCAAGGCACAAUUACUUAACUCCAACCGAAGCACAUCUUCAACACUUGUUCCCUUAAUCCUGGCAAUCUGGCAUGACCGAGACAAACAAGCCAUUCCUCUUUAAUUGAUUGUGGUUGUAAAGAAAGAAGCUCAUCCUUGGAAGCCUUGGGUUGUUAUCGAAGAAUAGGCUCAGCCGAUUUUGGAUAAAAGAAAUCCCAGGAAGAGUUGAAGACCUUGUGGUUUAAAUUGACUAAAGAUAAGGUGAAAGUGGUGAUAUCAAAGGAAUUCCAAAGAGAAACUAAGUACUAACUAAAUUUUCAUCAUUUGAGAAUGGGAAGCGAGGAUGACAAGUCAAUUUCUGACUUGAAGGAAGAAAUUUUCCACAAAUUCAGAGAUUUCAUGACAGGGAUCACAAAGAUUGAUGAGUUGGGAAGUGCUGGAAGCAGGCUGCUGUCAGGCUUUCAACAAGCACUUGAGUUUAUUCGAAGGCCUCCUAUAGAUACUAAUUCUAAAUUAGUCAACAAGAUAAUCGUAGCUAAUGAAACGAAGAGAGUUGAAUCCUAUGUCAAUUCUGGAUGUAGGAACCCCAAUGAUGGUGUCCAGAGUGUAACCAAUUUGCACUCAUGCAAACAUGGAGUUCUUAACCAUAUAAGGCAAGCCAAGGUAAUACUUAAUGAACUUGAAGGUUUAUUGGGUGAUGUAACUAGUGCUCUACAAAAUGUACAUGGAAAUUUAUUUGCCCUCUCAGAUCUGGAUUUUGAUGUUGAAUUGAAUGAGCAGGCGAUCUAUAAUGACUUGGAGGAAAAUGCUGCUUCGUCACAUUCUCAAAGUACUGAUGUCACAACUACCAGAAAAAUGAAAAAUACUGAUGUCGCACGUUUAGCUGACCUAAUGGCUAUCUUAUACAGUAUGGUCAAGCGAGACUAUUUGAUGCAGGAAAGGAUAGUGUCAGCUUUAAAUCUCAAGUUGUCAUCAGAAGAACUGGAAAGCUACUGCCAAAUGUGGUCUUUGCGUCCGUUCAUAAAUGAUGAAAUCGUGCAUCAAGCUUGGGGACAUAUUCACUGAAAUGUUUUUUGUUCCUUAUUUGCAUAGAAUCAGUUACCA